UUACUAAACGAAGCGAUUAGGCAAUUAAAUACUGUCUCAUCAAUCAGUGCACAAAAUCCAAUAACUUGGGUCGUGAAAGGAUUCAUUUACCUUGGUCGGAAUGAUCCAGAUGCUGCUUAUAAUGCAUUUAAAAACGCAUAUGGCCUUGCAAAUCAUAACAUUCCUGCAUUGUUUGGCAUGGCUCGCAUUAAAUAUCUUCGCCAAGAAUAUAAGGAAGCUCUUAAACUUUACCAGGAAAUUUUGCGAUUGAAACCUGACCUUACUGAACCUGAUCCACGUGUUGGUAUUGGCCUCUGUUUUAAUAAGUUGCAAAAUUUUGAUGAAGCUAUUGCAGCAUUUGAUAGAGCUCUUGAAUUAAACCCAAAUAAUAUAUCUGCAAAUAUCCUUCUUGCUACCCUUGAGCUUGAUAUCUCUAAACAAUUUGAAGAAGUUAAUGAAAUUGAUCGAUUAACUAAUUUUGUUACCGCAAUGGAUCGUGCUAAUAAAGCUCUUGAGCUAAAUCCUAAUCAUUCCAGUGCUUUGAUUUUAUUGGCUCAUGGUUUUUUCUUUCAGAGAGAUUUCGAAAAUCUCAUCGAAGCUGCGAGACGCGCCGAAGAAAAUACAGAUUCAAAACCUAUACUAGCCGAAGCACAUUUUAAUCAAGCUAGAGCCUAUCAUGUUAUGGAGGAUCAUAUGAAAGCACUUUAUCAUUACACACAAGCCAUUAAUUACAAUGAAAAUCAUUUGCUCGCAAUUUAUGGUUAUGGUCAAAUGUUAAUAAAAUUUGAACGCUAUGAGGAUGCAAAAAUCAUAUUUGAGACAUUGAGGCGUCAAAAUCCAAAUUUUCUUGAUGUUGUAACGAUAUUGGCGAUUUUAGCUGCCAAUACUGCCCUCGAUGAAACUGAUUCAACGAAAAGAGAUAAUGCUUUUGAAGAGUUUAAUACAAUAACUAAAGCUAUUUCCGAUAAAACAUAUGAUAAUCCUGAAAUAUUUAUAGUCAAGGCACAUGCGAUUGAAGGGAAAAAUGCUUAUAAAAGUCUUCAAGCAUUAAAACUGGCUGAAGCUAUGUAUUUAAAAGCCAAAGAUCCGAUUCCACUUGAACUGUUUAACAAAAAAGGAAACAUGUUUUUUAAGCUUGGCCAGUAUGCGGAAGCAUCUGAAUGUUAUAGAGAGGCCUUGAAAAAAUGCGAGAACCUUAAUUCUCCGCAAUCGGACGUUAGAAUAACCCUCUUUUAUAAUUUAGCUCGCUCUUAUGAAGCCUCACAUAAUUUUAAAGAAGCUCAGGAUUUAUAUAAUCAAAUUCUUAAUGAACAUCCAGCAUUCAUUCCAGCGUAUUUACGCUUGGCAGCAAUUGAAGAAAUCCAUGGUAACAAUGCAAAGGCUAAUGAUAUUUAUACUGAGAUCUUGGAAUUUGGCGAUAACGUUGAAGUUCGCAAAAGAUUGGCUGUAAAUCAAUUAAGACAGGGUGAAUUUCGUAUAUCUCGCAGGAGUCUUGAUGCGAUUCAUUCAGAAAAUAAAAAUGAUAUAGUAGCCUCAACUGCGUUAGGCAGUUUACAUCUUUUCAAAGCAAGAUCAUUUAGACAAGAAAAGGAAUCUCGCGAACUAUCAUAUAAAAAAGCUGUUGAAUAUUUUCAGAAAGCCCUGCAAAAAAAUCCAAAAAAUGUAUGGGCAGCUAAUGGAAUAACUGUUGCUAUUGCGGAGUCUGGUAGAUUUAAAGAAGCAAAAGAUCUAUUCUGGAAACUAAAAGAACAUAAUCCUAUACCGGAAAUUAUUAUUAAUUACGCUCAUGUUUGCAGUCAAAUGAACGAGCAUAAUGCAGCUAUUCUUGCGUAUGAAGGAGUUUCCAAAAAAUCCCAAAAUAAGGACGUUUCGGUUUUGGAAUGGAUUGGUCGUUCUUGUUAUCUUUUGGCUAAAGAAACAAAAAAUUUAGCAAAAAUGGAUGAAGCAUUAAUUUGGACUGAAAAAGCUCUAAGACUUGCACCUACAAACAAACUCAUUGUACAUAAUGUUGCACUUAUACAACAAAGCCGAGCACAAUUAAUUGGUGAACCAGGAGAGAUGCGAUCUUCAGCGCAGUUAAUGAGCGCAAUUGCAGACGUUGAAUGUGCUCACCAUACUUUUGAGCAUUUAGUUAAUGAUGGGUCGCCACAUGUAAAUUUUGAUAAGGAGGUUUUAAAUCAGCGUAUUAAUUUUGGACAUUCUACUAUGGAAGAGGAACGAAAAAGAAGAGAAGAAAUUGAGAGAGCAAUAGAGAAUCAGAGGAGAAUUGAUCAACAAUUACGUGAAUACACUGAAAAACAAAGUGAAGUUUGGGGUGAGGAAAAUAAAAAACGAAAAAGCAGAAAAUAUGUGGAAUCUGAUGAUGAGGAUGCUGAACCCUUUCAAAAGUCUGAUCACGUUCGAAAUCAAAAGCCUAAUCAAAAACUUAACGAAUCGUAA
Molecule: messenger RNA, 2418 nt
Organism: Scutellospora calospora
Lineage: Eukaryota; Fungi; Glomeromycota; Glomeromycetes; Diversisporales; Gigasporaceae
Source: the annotation of a GenBank genome assembly